AUGAAUGUGAGCAAGCUCCAUUCUUACAUAAGUCUUCUCGCUUAUUGGAGCAGUUUACGUACUGAGCUUGGCAACGAUGCUUGCUUUGUUGUGCAACUUUGUAAAGGAUCGUCAUUUGAAAUUCUCAUCGAAGCAGCAACAGUCCUUAGAACAAUAUGAAAGCCCUCCGAAAUGUCAGAAUGCUCACAUAUUCUGGUGCAACGAUGUUGCUGCGCCUCCAGUGCAACACAUCUACGCAUAAGUAGAAGCGAUGCCCCUUCGUGUACAUUGCCCAAUACAAAUCAAAAGCAGCUCCACUCUUUGAAGUUUACCACUGUCCUCCUCUCCCGCGCUUUACCUUGACGCUGGGCCUUCCCACUGGCUGAAAACCGUCGUGUUUCCUCCCGUGCCUUUUUGUUGGUUGUUUUUUGCUUCCGCCGCCUUCACGGUGCCAAACAUUGCGAGCGGUGUACCCAGGCACCAUGUUUCACACCUCCAUUGUGCUUUUGUACGAAUUUGUAUGUUUGCAAUGCAGUGUUGCUUUGCCUUCGAUUACAGCACAACUGAAAGGGAUGGCACGCAACUAUUCUGUAUUCCAUCUGCCAAGUGAGAUUCGGCCGAGAGGGAGGUUUGGCUUCGAAGAAUCAGCUGGGGUGAUUUCAACGCAACGCAAUGGUCCCGGCUCUCUGAGGAGCAAUCCUUGUGAAGAGAACUCGCAUGAUGACAUGGGCCUGCUUGGCCUCAGUACGAGUCCCCUCUGUGACAUCCCACUUAUGUGAUCGGUAUGACGAGGUCAGAGGAAUUCAGCAACCCACUGUGCCAACUGUGAAGGAGACCACCCUGUCUACUCCCGAUCCUGCGCCACUGGAAAAAAGAAAAACAAAUAAUGGAACUGAAGCAUCGAGGCCUUCCAGCUGUCAAGCUGCCACUACGGAAAGUGCCAAGUCACAUGAGGGACGCCGCCACCACUGUAACUUCUGUGACUAUAAGACUGAUAAUGUAUGUCGUCUGAAAAGACACACCAUGUGCCAUACAGGCGAGCGGCCGUUUGAAUGCCAUUUGUGCCCUCAGAGCUUCUCACGAAAGUACGAUCUCAAAGUACACCUGCGUACUCACAGAGGGGAGAGGCCAUUUCAGUGCCCUUCAUGCCUUCGGAGCUUCCAACAAAAGACUCAUCUCAAUGUACACCUCCGCAUUCACACAGGGGAGAGGCCAUUUCAGUGCCCUUCAUGCCUUCGGAGCUUCCAACAAAAGACUCAUCUCAAUGUACACCUCCGCAUUCACACAGGGGAGAGGCCAUUUCAGUGCCCUUCAUGCCCUCGAGGCUUCUCACUUAAGAGCACUCUUACUGAUCACCUCCGCACUCACACAGGUGAGAGGCCAUUUCAGUGCCACUUAUGCCUUAAGACGUUUACAAUGAGAGGCAACCUUAAUAAGCACCUGCGCCGUCACAAGGGCAAGUGGGUUGCGAGGCAGCAUGUGGUGUCCACAGGAGGACAGUAUAGCUUUGCUGACCUCACCCUAUUCUCCACCGACGGUAAGCCCCACCGCAUAUGCAUGGUUUGGAACAGUAAAAAUUCCACAGGAACUGUAGUGGAGCGACCAGCCAUCUCCUCCUCCAACUUGCCAAGCUCCCUGUGCUCUGCCAAAGCCUAUGGAGAGGCCAACAAGGGCGGUUUCGAGGGUGUUAAGCUGAGUGUGGGUGAAGGAAACGUAAGGCACAAAGUACAGGAACUUGUUGAGGGCGAGCGCAUGGGCAACUCGGCACGCAUGAGCCUCGUGGAGGCCCGAGCGCCGAGUGACCACGCGCCGCAGGAGCAAUGCAAUAUGUCCCGUGUUGAAGCAGCUCAAGCAUCGAGGCCUUCCAGCUGUCAAGCUGCCACUACGGAAAGUGCCAAGUCACAUCAGGGACGCCGCCAUCACUGUAACUUCUGUGACUAUAAGACUGAUAAUGUAUGUCAUCUGAAAAGACACACCAUGUACCAUACAGGCGAGCGGCCGUUUGAAUGCCAUUUGUGCCCUCAGAGCUUCGCACAUAAGUAUAGUCUCAAGGUACACCUGCGCACUCACACAGGCGACAAACCGUUUCAGUGCCCUUCAUGCCCUCGGAGCUUCAACAGUAAGGGUAACCUCAACGAACAUCUGCGCACUCAUACAGGCGAGAGGCCAUUUCAGUGCCCUUCAUGCCCUCGGAGCUUCUCGCUUAAGUGCAAUCUGAAUAAUCACUUGCGCACUCACACAGGCGAGAGGCCAUUUCAGUGCCACUUAUGCCUUAAGACGUUUACAUUGAGAUGCAACCUUAAUAGGCACAAACGCCAUCACAAGGACAAGUGACCCUUUCAAUGCUAAUUCUGUUUUAAGAGCUUUUUCGUUAACUCCUUAUUUACUUGUCGGAACUGUGCAAGUGUCAAUGAACCUCUGUAAGACAUAUAAAGCUUUGUGUCUAGUAUCAAAGAUAUGCCUCCAUCAUUACUACUUGUGUAUUCUUAUGCAUAUAGGAAACUGCUGCAAAGUAGACUUCUAUGAGUGCGCGUGCAUAGCUUCCUGCCAUCCAGUGAUAGUGCUUGUUUAUGCUUGCAGCAAGUUUUACUUGAUUGUAUUUGUUGGUUUGAUCUUGAUGGGUGGCUAUUAAAAGACACCUGCGACAAAAUAAGUAUUGUUUUGGCAGCGUAUGUCUGCUGUGUCUUAAUACUUUGUCUCAGCCUGCCAGCAUGGUGUAGCAAUGGCAACAAGAAAUGUAUUCACAUAUUGGAAUGCAAGGGCUUUGCUGUUUGUGCAUUGUAGUGACAAGUACCACCGUUUGAUGAGGCAACAGCAUUGCAAAGGAU
This is a messenger RNA of Dermacentor albipictus, 2807 nucleotides long. NCBI's taxonomy places the organism in Eukaryota, Metazoa, Arthropoda, Arachnida, Ixodida, Ixodidae. The record is from RefSeq and is a predicted model, not a curated record.